Dacryopinax primogenitus is the source of this 816-nucleotide messenger RNA. RefSeq lists its product as uncharacterized. Bases 1 to 816 code for a protein of 271 amino acids. Gene Ontology annotation, molecular function: exonuclease activity; nucleic acid binding. Gene Ontology annotation, cellular component: nucleus. Lineage: Eukaryota; Fungi; Basidiomycota; Dacrymycetes; Dacrymycetales; Dacrymycetaceae. The transcript is spliced from 9 exons. The record is from RefSeq and is a predicted model, not a curated record.
AUGGCGUACGUGCAGCCCACUAUAAACGGCACUCGGACUGUAGCGGGCGGUCACCCUGGGCAAGGUAGCUCACCAGCCGACCUGGACGAGACAACCGGUACCAACGGAGUCGAUGAUGAUGACGAUGAUGACGACGAUGACGAUGAGGAAGAGGAGGAAGAGGAGGAGGAACCUAAGGAGAUGGAUGAAGAGCUGGCAGAACAUGCGGUGUCUCUUGCCACGCAGUGGGUGCUCGCAAGCAAUGGUCAACGUAUUCUCUCGAGAAUAUCCCUCGUGAAUCUUGGUGAUGAACUGCUGGAUCGUUUCGUUCGACCGCCAUCGACGGUAGAAAUCGUAGAUUAUCGCUUAGUGGAGUCCGGUCUAAAUGACCGUGACUUGUAUGGGCCACGGGCGAUCGAUUUCGAAGCCGCUCAGAGUAUCAUCUGGGAGAGACUUCAGGGUCGAAUCCUGGUCGGACACCGGCUGUGGGAAUCGCUUUAUCUCCUGAACAUACGGCACCCUCUCGUUUACACUCGUGAUCUCGCACUGUAUCUACCGUUCCAACCAUUGCUGACUCCCAAUACUCCCCCGCCCCUAAAUUCACCCAAUACACCCGAUAUUAUUAUUUGCCCCCUUCCCCAGCUAACGCGCAGGAUGCUUGCCCCACAUUGGUUACCAGUGGGGCCUCGGGUGGAUCCGACCGAAUACGCGGAAGCGCAGAUGCUGCUGUAUAGGAGGGAACGGCAGCGUUGGGAAGACUGUCUUACUCGGGGAAUCCCGAUUUCCGCACCUCCACCGACCCAGUUUAGGAACGAAGAACAGAACUUCUAUCUCUGA